AUGACUGAACGUAAACGUGCAAGAGAGGUUAGUCCCGACCCGGCCUCAACUCCUCCUUCAGAAACCCCUCCUUUGCUAUCGCCUCCUAGAGCAGGAGACCAGGAAAAUAUCGAUUCUGAGGAUUAUGGCCUUUUAGAAGAGGAAAUAAUUAAAGACGAUGUUUCCGAAGAAGAAAUGGACUCUGAGGGUGAAAACUUAUUUGAUGGAGAACUACUGGAGAGAGAUUAUCAGCCAAAUCCCCUGCUUGAUGCUUAUGAUACAGAAGAUAUAGACGAUGAUUUCCAUGAACCUAUGUCCUUUGACGCUCGCAGACGCGUUGAAAUGGUUAUGGAUCAAUUAGAUCAAAUGGGUACUCAAGGGGAGCAAUUAUACGAGGAUGCAUUCACUAAGCCAAGAAACAAACGUCGUCGUCGACGUGUUCAUAAUGAAUUUCAGGAAAUGGAAAAUAAAUUAGUGGUGGAAGAGGAGUACAUGGAUCUUGAAGAGAUAUCAACUAUAAAGGCCCCGUCUAUAACUGAAUGGAUCAAGAUACCAGCUGUAAGAAGUGGUAUUUAUCAACAAUUUAGCAAUUUUUUAAGAACUUAUGUAGAAAAUGGAAAAUCUAUAUACGGACCUCGUAUUGAAGAACUUACAAAAGAUCAACUUCAAAGUUUGAAAGUAAAUUAUAAUCAUUUAAAAAAGAGCAAAGAAAUUUUGGCACUCUUCCUUAAAGAAUCUCCUAAUGAGAUGUUAAAUAUUUUUGAUGAAUCUGCAUAUGACUUUAUUGUGGAAAUUCAUCGUGGAUAUAAAAAACUUGGCAAAGAAGUACGUGUGCGUAUAACUGACUUUCCCGUUAUUCACAAUAUCAGAGAAUUAAGGCAAACCAAUCUCAAUAGUUUAAUACGAGUGUCUGGUGUAAUUACAAGGCGAACCGGAGUGUUUCCUCAGCUUAAAUAUGUUAAAUAUAACUGUGUCAAGUGUGGAGGCCUUCUUGGGCCAUACACUCAAGAUAUUCAGAAUGAGAUAAAAUUGAAUCAUUGCAUCCAUUGCCAGUCCAAAGGUCCUUUUAUUCUAAAUACUGAACAGGUGCAAGUUUUGAUUAUCAAAAAAAUAACGCUUCAAGAAAGCCCUGGUACGGUACCAGCAGGGCGUCUACCUCGGCACCGUGAGGUCAUUUUACUUGGAGAGCUGAUUGACUCAGCCAAACCUGGUGAAGAAAUUGAAGUCACUGGUGUUUAUAGAAAUAAUUUUGAUGUAUCAUUAAAUAUAAAAAACGGAUUUCCGGUGUUUGCAACCGUCAUAGAAGCAAAUUAUAUUAGUAAGAAGGAAGAUUUAUUUACUAGUUAUCAAUUAACCGAAGACGAUAAAAGAAUAAUCCAAGAUUUAGCUGCGGAUGACAAAAUUAGUCGGAAA
This is a messenger RNA of Racocetra persica, 1392 nucleotides long. Lineage: Eukaryota; Fungi; Glomeromycota; Glomeromycetes; Diversisporales; Gigasporaceae. The record is from the annotation of a GenBank genome assembly.